CCAGAUUCAAAGUUGGCGCGGCGACGCAAGGCGAUCGUCUCUUCUUUCUCGAGCCACAACACGCCUCGCUCUCUUCCCCGUGUGGCGCUGCGAGGACACUCAAGAUGCCACAGUUUUGCAACGGCAAAAUCACCAAGCAGUCGGCUGAUCAGCCCGAUGAGUUCGAAACCUCCAUCGGGCAGACUCUGCUCGACCUGGAGAUGAACUCUGAGCUGAAGGCUCAACUCCGUGAACUUACCAUUACCGGCGCCACACAAAUUGAUGUUGGUGACAAAAAGUGCAUUGCUAUCUUUGUGCCAGUUCCCCUGUUGAAGGCAUUCCAGCGAGUUCAGCAGCGUCUUGUACGUGAGCUGGAAAAGAAAUUCAGUGGAAAGCAUGUUGUUGUUAUUGCCCAACGCCGUGUUGUGGCCAAGCCCUCACGUAAGAUGAAGAACCCUCCCAAGCAGAAGAGGCCCAGGAGCCGUACUCUUACUGCUGUCCAUGAAGCUAUUUUGGAGGAUCUGGUCUACCCCGCUGAGAUUGUAGGCAAGAGGAUUCGUAUCCGUCUCGAUGGAACCCGUCUCAUCAAGGUCCAUCUUGAUAAGGCCCAGCAAACUAACAUUGAACAUAAGGUUGAAACAUUUGCUGCUGUCUACAAGAAAUUGACUGGCAAGGUGGUGACCUUUGAGUUCCGUGAAGCCUAUUUGUAAAUGCAGUGAAUAAAGAAAAAAAAAAAA
Messenger RNA from Penaeus vannamei (Pacific white shrimp), 716 nucleotides. RefSeq names its product ribosomal protein S7 (gene RpS7). Gene Ontology annotation, biological process: translation; ribosomal small subunit biogenesis; rRNA processing. Gene Ontology annotation, cellular component: cytosolic small ribosomal subunit; small-subunit processome; 90S preribosome. Gene Ontology annotation, molecular function: structural constituent of ribosome. The record is from RefSeq and is a predicted model, not a curated record. NCBI's taxonomy places the organism in Eukaryota, Metazoa, Arthropoda, Malacostraca, Decapoda, Penaeidae.